Molecule: messenger RNA, 2995 nt
Organism: Hemibagrus wyckioides
Lineage: Eukaryota; Metazoa; Chordata; Actinopteri; Siluriformes; Bagridae
Gene: slc26a6l1
Product: solute carrier family 26 member 6, like
Exons: 19
Coding region: 107-2512 (801 amino acids)
Biological process (GO): transmembrane transport
Cellular component (GO): membrane
Molecular function (GO): oxalate transmembrane transporter activity; chloride transmembrane transporter activity; bicarbonate transmembrane transporter activity
Source: RefSeq, a predicted model, not a curated record
AAUUGCAUGCUAGAAACCUUAGACAUCAAAAGGGCGAAGCCGGUGAAGUAUAGCGUACAGAAUAAUUUUUUUUAAAUUAGAGCUGCACAAGGUUUGUGGUGGAAGAAUGGUCAAUGGGAAGAAUAGCUCAGGGUAUUGUGUAGAGAGGGAGAUUCUGGAUGAAGAGAAGCUGGAGAAACUGGCUAGGAGAUUGGACCCCUCACAAACCCACAUUCCUUUCUCUCAUCGCCUGAAAAACUCACUCAGAUGUUCUAUUCCCAGACUGAAGCGUAGAGUGACAGACUGUUUACCUGUGCUUUACUGGUUACCACGUUAUUCCAUCUGGGACUAUGGCAUGCCGGACCUCGUCUCUGGCAUCAGUGUGGGCAUCAUGCACUUGCCACAAGGUAUGGCCUACGCAUUGCUUGCUUCACUGCCACCAGUGUUUGGUCUAUACAGCUCUUUUUAUCCUGCACUCAUUUAUUUCUUCUUCGGGUCUUCCAGACACAUUUCCAUAGGAACAUUUACAAUUCUCAGUGUUAUGGUGGGUGGUGUUACCGAGAGACUGGCUCCUGAUGCCAAUUUUCUCAUCCUUAAUGGCACUAAUGUGACAGAGGAGGUGAACGUCACUGCUAGAGAUCUUUAUAGAUUACAAGUUGCUGCAGCCACUACUGUAUUAGGAGGACUAAUUCAGGUGAUCCUGGGUUUGGCACAGUUUGGGUUUGUGGGUACAUAUCUCUCAGAGCCAUUAGUGAGAGCAUACACCACGGCAGCAGCCGCUCACGCUGUAGUGGCUCAGUUAAAAUACAUCUUAGGAGUGUCUCCAACACGAUUCAGUGGGCCGUUCUCAUUGUUUUAUACACUAGUAGACGUGUGUGCGCAGCUGCCCAAUACCCAUCUGCCCACUCUGCUGGUCAGUGGUGUGUCCCUCAUAAUCCUCAUCAUUGCCAAGGAGCUGAACAAUAGAUACAGAGAGAAACUACCAGUGCCAAUACCAGUGGAGCUCAUUAUUAUUGUGGCAGCUACACUCUUAUCAUUCCAUACUCAUCUAAAUGAUAGCUAUAAAAUUGCAGUAGUUGGAGAUAUCCCAAGUGGGCUUCAGCCUCCCACUAUGCCAAACCACAGUAUUUUUUUUGAUGUGGUAGUGGAUGCCUUUGCCCUAGCUAUAGUGGGAUAUGCCAUUUCCAUCUCUUUGGGCAAAACAUUUGCUCUCAAGCACGGCUACAAAGUGUGCAGCAAUCAGGAGCUGGUGGCUUUGGGUCUCAGUAAUACAGUUGGAGGUUUUUUCCAGUGCUUCUCUGUCUGUGCCUCUAUGUCUCGGAGUCUAAUACAGGAGACCACUGGAGGCAGAACACAGAUGGCAGGUGUGGUUGCAGCUGUAAUAGUGCUAGUGACAACGUUGAAGUUAGGAACACUGUUUCAGCAGUUGCCCAAGGCAGUGCUGUCUGCUAUUGUGUUUGUGAAUCUAAAAAGCAUGUUCAAGCAGUAUGCCGACAUUGUGACACUGUGGCGGAGAAGCAAGACUGAUAUGUUGGUGUGGUUGGUGACUUGGGUGUCCACUGUUCUCUUUAAUAUGGACAUGGGUUUGGCAGCCUCUGUUGGCUUUGCCCUACUUACUGUUAUCUUCAGAACACAACGGCCCCGCUACUCUGUCUUGGGCCAUCUUCCUGGUACUGAGCUUUAUUUGGACAUGGAGACACACCAAGAGGUAAGGGAGGUACCAGGCAUCACCAUAUUCCGCUCUUCAGCCACCAUAUACUUUGCUAAUGCUGAGCUUUACCUGGAAGCCCUCAAGCAAAAGAGUGGCUUGGACAUUACUAAGAUGAUCACUUAUAAGCGCAGACAGGAGGAAAAGCAGAGAAGAAGAGAGAGGAGGGCAGAAAGAAGGGCAUGGAGAGCAGCCAAAAAACAGAAACAAGCUCUCCGAGCAGCCUCUCAGCGCUCCAGAGGGUGUGUCUUUUCAGUCGAAGAAGAUGCAGGACAUUUGAAAGAAAUGUGUGGCAAUAUCCCAGAAGAGGAGUACAGAGACAGAGAAAACGGCACAGUGUUUGUCAUGCCUGAGACCCCACAUAACAGUUGGGUGUACCUAAAGGGCAUUGAUCCUGAAACCACCACACUAGGGUCCAUGUCAGAUCUGCAGGAUGGGGACAUCACGACCCUGGAGUCCAGCAGUGAGGAUACACUGAGCAGGGAUCUGGAAAGGGUUUCCCUAGGCUCAUUGGGAAAAUGGACUUGGGAUAUCCAUUCCAUCAUCCUAGACCUUUCCCCAGCCAACUUUAUCGACACUGUGGCCAUCAAGACUCUGAGAAAUAUAUUCCAUGACUUUGGAGAGAUUGAUAUCAGCAUCUACAUUGCAGGUUGUCAAGUUCCAGUGGUGGAGCAGCUGGAAAAAGGUGGCUUUUUUACUGACAUUUCCAAAGAACGUCUCUUUACUACAGUGCAUGAUGCAGUGCUGUACUGCCUCAAGCACCACGGUGCAGCAACUCUGCCAAGCUACGAAACACCAGUGUGUAUGGGCAGCACCAGACUCUGAGACAUGAACUACAGUGAUGUACACAUCUGCAGCAAUCUGUUCCCCUCUCUCUAUCUCUCUCUCUCUCGCUCACACACAUACACACACACACACAUUGCCUAGCAUAAAAAGACAAUACUUCCUGGUAAAUACUUCGUUAUUACUUGAACAGUGAAGUACAGAUGCUGUAAACAGGGCUGGUCCCUGUAUUUUGAGAAUUAUACAUUCUGUUUAUUAUUAACACUUCUUCAUGUACACGUGUAUGGAUUAUCUGUUUACAGAUAAUUUUUAUGAUAUGUUAGUCAAAAUAAUGCGUAAUAUUGAUUUAAAUUAUUAAAAAAGACUCGUACAUUUUUACAUUUGUAUUUAACUUUAUUAUUUCAAAAAAUUAACAUCUUAAUAUGUUUAAAGAAAAGGACAAACUGCUAACUUUUUUUUUUGUGACAUCGGAAAACAUUGCAACAAUUACAAUAAAUAACAUCAUAAAUUAAUAGCACGGCCUUC